AUGUCAGGAAAGGAGAAGAAAGCAGCCUUAGAAGAGAAACUCCAGCUUCUGCGCUCCGUCACAAAGUCAAAUGCGGCAAACAAGACGUCAAUCCUGGUAGACGCGUCGAAAUACAUCAAGGAGCUCAAGGACAAGGUUGAAGAAGAAGCAGCUGCAGCCUCAUGGUCACAAGCUAACACUGACAGCAGUAGUGCUUUUGGUUCUGGAAGCGCCAUGCCAGCAACGGUGACCGUCUCGUCAGUGGAGCUUGAUAGCAACAGUUGCAGCAGCAGGAGAGGGUUCCGGAUCAACGUGUCAACGGAGAGGAGCCGGCCUGGGUUGCUGGUGUCGGUUCUGGAGGCCUUGGAGGACCUCGGCCUCGACGUCCUGGACGCCGACGUCUCCUGCGCCGACGACACCGCCUUCCGCUUCCAAGCGCUUGGUGGAUCAGGCCAGCAGGGCAAGCAGCAGCAGCACCAGGGGGGAAGCGUGGAUGAACAAAUGGUUCAGCAAGCGGUGUUGCAGGCCAUCAGCAAAUGCAUGGACGAUGACGAUGAGUAA
Molecule: messenger RNA, 540 nt
Organism: Miscanthus lutarioriparius
Lineage: Eukaryota; Viridiplantae; Streptophyta; Magnoliopsida; Poales; Poaceae
Source: the annotation of a GenBank genome assembly